UUUUCUGCAUGGAAUCAUUCUGUCAUUAGAGACAGAAACGCGUUGCCCGCGGAGGAGGGGGGUUCAUGAAUAUCAUACCACCCACAUUCCUUGGUGUCGGGAAAGUUGACUGGAUGAUGGGCGCACCGUGCACCAGAUACCUUCUUUACAUUCUGGAGACGCACGGAGGGAGCGCGCAGGUGGAUGGAAGAGAUGUCGUGAGUGAGCUGUUGUUGCCAGUGAAGCACUGGACGGAAUAUAAGGAAGAAAGACGGCCUUCUCCAGAAUAUGCCUUGUCUCCAUGGUAACAGGCCUCAGGCAGACCCUCGCUCUCACCCAGCCCUACCUGAUCCUGGACUGUCCCGAAGAGGAUUUCAACAAAGACAUAGAUAAAAUGAAUGAUUCCUAAUUUAUUAUUUAUAACCAAAUUUUCUCCUGGAGAAUUUAGAUUGCAUCUGAGUGCAAUGAUAUUAGUUUAGAAAGUAUUACUCUCUACUGUUUAGGGAUCACCAUGCAAAGGAUCCGGUAAACUAUUUAGAUAGUUUCCUUAAGCCAAAGAAUGAGAAUCUCCUUGCUGUAACUCAAGACGUUUUCAAUUAAGGACAUUUUAAACUGGGCAACAACAGUGCCAGACUGGGCCGUCCCAAACCAGGACCAGGAUGCACCAGCUGUUCAGUCAGGUGCUCGGCCAGCGGGAUCUCUCCCGGGCGGGGGAUCUGUUCUCUCUGGAAGACGCAGAGAUCGAAGACUGUCUGUCACAAGCUCUGGACCAGAUCAAGGCCAUCUCCUGCUCACCGGACUACUUGACCAAUGACAAUUACCAGGCAGUGGUGGAGAUUUGCAUAACGCGCAUCACCACGGCCAUAAGGGAGACGAGCUCCAUCGAGCGGCACAGCAUGGCGCUGGUGGGGCUGUGGGAGUCGUGUCUGGAACACAACCUCACCCCACAAGGUGAAAACACAGAGGACACGCCGCAUGCCAAGAUUGCCUCCGACAUCACCAGCUGCAUCCUGCAGAACUACAGCUGUCCCUCGGUCAUGGUGCUGGCCGUCCCGGUAGCGGUGCGGUUCCUGCAAAGAGGGAACAGGGAGCUGAGCAGGAACAUGUCCAGCUACCUCUCCCUGGCCGCCAUCGCCAAGGCUGAUCUGCUGGCCGAGCACACGGAGGCCAUAACCCUCAGCGUGCUGGGAGGUAACCACAUGCUGCUGCGAGUGCUGCCAUCGGUUUACCCCAGACAGCCAGACACCAUCCACCGUCACCUAGGCGACCUCACUGCAAUGAUGCCAGAGCUGGAGUCGCCGGAGCAGCAACACCUGAUCCGACUCGUUCAAAUGGUUGCAGAACAACAUCCACUUAUGUUAAGCCCUCAGGUGCCUCUGUUGGUUGGUUACCUAGGUGACACGCCUCUGACCGAGGCCCUGCUGGGCGUGCUCGUCGACGUGUCACAGGCCAGCCCUUCGUCGCUCGUCAGCUUCCUGCCAGCGCUGAGGACUGUGGGACAGCAGUGCCCCGCUCUCCUGGGUCAUGUGGCCAAAAUCCACGGCGCUGUCGGCAUCAUCAGUGAGACUCACGCUCACGGCUCGUUGGUCUACCUGGUGUCCCUCCUGGGCAGCAUGGAGCACAGCUUCCACCACACCCUGCUGCUGGAGAUCAGAGCUCUGACCGACCGGUACCCGUCUCUGCUGGGAGGCUGCGGGAAAGACAUCUACAGGAUGAGCAACUCUUCCUUCACGGCCAUAGCCAGACUGCUGGGGAGACGGCUGGAAGAGGGCGUGGCAUCACGCUGCAGGCUGGACGAGGCGUGCCCGCCUUCUCCCUGUGCAUCUCUUCCCGCCGUUGGACGGAGGGGAGGUGGGGUCGGGAAGGGGUCGGAGCCGCAACUUCAGGCGAAGCUCCAGGCCUUCGAGGAGGAAAUGGGAGAAGACGGGGUAGAGGCGGAGGAGGAGGAGGCGGAGGAGGACUCUCCCGCCUCGCUGCGACGCUACAGCCUGAGCCACGGCGUCAGGGAGGAGAGACGAGAGAUGAGAUUCAACAGGUCAAAGAGCCUGGCUCUCCACGCUGCGCGCUCACGCUCCGUCAACUCGGACGCCGGGGAGGACGGUGACGGAGCGGAGCCCGGUCCCGACAACGUCUCCUCCUCCGACACGUCGACUAAUCAUCGCCCGGAGGACCGGGAAGCACCACCUGCCGACGGCCAGCGCGCCGCUGGCGGCUCGGUGCCAACGACCGCUGGCCCGGACGGAGGGGUCAGAGUGGCGGGGCAAGGGCCAGCGGAGGAGGGGCAGGCGGAGGAGCGGGGCGAGGCCGACAGACUCUUCGUCCAUCUGAGAGACAAUAUGGAGACGGUCAGAGAUUUCUGCAGAGACGUGGUCCAGCGGAUCCCGGUACCAGAGCAGUGUGUGAUAGAAGAUUCCAACCGAGGCAGCGUGGCCAAGCUGUCGUUCUCCUGUCCUCUGAAGGGCCACUACUGCCUGUACGCCAAGUCCUGUUUCAACCUGACCAGCCGACAGCCUCACCUGUGGAUUCACAUGAUGCUGCUGCAUUUACAGAGUAAGUCCAGUGUCCCGCUGUGCUCCAGGGACGAGUGUGUCCUGAGACUGGCUGCUCUUUGGGGGAAGACGCAGCUGAAAGGGGCUCACAGUUUCCCCAUGGCUAUGACACAGCACACCACGCCACACAGGAAGGACCUGGACAGUCUUCAGGUGCAGCUGGAGGAGGUCCGUUUCUUCGACCUGUUUGGAUACAGUGAGGACGGAGGAGGUUGGCUCUGCUUCAUGUGUAACAACCCUGAGAAGGCCACAGUGGUGAACCAGGAGGGACAGCCGCUGAUCGAGGGGAAGCUGAAGGAGAAACAGGUCCGCUGGAAGUUCAUCAAGCGCUGGAAAACCCGCUACUUCACUUUGGCAGGGAACCAGCUGCUCUUCCGCAGAGGCAAAUCGAAGGAUGAGCUGGACGACAUCCCCAUUGAGCUGAGCAAGGUGCAAAGUGUCAAGGUCGUGGCCAAGAAGCGGCGGGAUCGCGGCCUGCCGCGCGCCUUCGAGAUCUUCACCGACAGCAAGACGUACGUGCUGAAAGCUCAGGACGAGAAGCGCGCCGAGGAGUGGCUGCAGUGCAUCAACGUGGCCGUGGCUCAGGCCCGGGAGAGGGAGAACCGAGAGGCGACCACCUACCUGUGAGGCCGACACGCAGAUACAGACGCAGGAAACUCGGCGAUCCAAACACACGCAAGGGGGAAUGUUUUCAUCUAGCGGUCGAAAGCACUUAUAAACAACCAACAGAUGUCACGAUGUACGUCUGCUACGUACAGCACGAUGGAGCACCGUUUCCAAAACAAUCAGAAUGACUUAUGCAGUAUUUUAUUUUUUGGGGAAAUAAGAUUUAUUCAACCAGCAAUAAAAGAAGGAGGGAUAGUUGCAUAUUUAAGAUUCUCUAUUUACUGUUACACUAUGGACAUUGAUAUGACGAUAUACAUUACUAAUGAAUGUUACAGUGCGUAAGUGUUAAAGACGGACGUGUUAAGAAGAUCGUGAAGCGACCGGAUCGUUCAGUAUGCAACUUUUGACCUCCUCCGCUCGAAGACCGCCGAGCCGCCGUGAGCUUCGACCACCAAACAGAAUCGCCAUCGACAGGAAACUCUGAUUCAGCAAUAACGAUUUAACAAACCUCGUAAACACUUGUAGCAAUAAUGAGACUGAACAGUUGCUCUCGGGAGCAAGAGACGAGCCAAAUGUGAAGGUGUACGAUACUGCAAUUCAAGGCGUUUGUGUAAGUGAGUGUGAUAUUUUUGACCUGUAACGCUUUUCCUUAUUUACUGUCAUAUAUAUAAAGUUACAAUGUCAAA
Molecule: messenger RNA, 3820 nt
Organism: Scophthalmus maximus (turbot)
Lineage: Eukaryota; Metazoa; Chordata; Actinopteri; Pleuronectiformes; Scophthalmidae
Gene: veph1
Product: ventricular zone expressed PH domain-containing 1
Exons: 15
Coding region: 639-3155 (838 amino acids)
Biological process (GO): regulation of signal transduction
Cellular component (GO): plasma membrane
Molecular function (GO): phosphatidylinositol-5-phosphate binding
Source: RefSeq, a predicted model, not a curated record